UUUAAAAUAGAUUUAAUGUCUUAUUGUUAUUGUCUAUGCUUUCAGAGCUUACAACACAAAAUGAAGACUUUUCAUUCACUUACAUUGUUUUAUCUUCUCGUCAGUUUCAUUUGCAAAUCCCAAGGUCAGUGUGGAGGUCAGUGUGGAGGUCAGUGUGGAGGUCAGUGGUUUGGUUCAAGAUGUCAAUAUCUCUGCCACUGUGAAGGACCAUGUGAUGCGACUGGCGACUGUGUUGGUGACUCAAUUUGCGCCAAGGGUUGGUUCGGACCAAAGUGCCAAUAUAAGGAUUUGACCAAUGUCCCCGAUGCCAGUGUGGUUGUUGACCCACCCCAACAUUCAAAUUGGUUGAAUGAUGGUGACGACUUUUCUUGUAGUACGAACCCUCACUUUCACUCUGUUCAUGUCAGCUGGAAAGAUAGUUAUCCUUACACCUGGAUGAGGAUAGUUACCUUUGACUCAUCUAUUCUGCUAACCAUGAAAGUCAGCUUCAAGACUUCACUCAGGUCCUCCUCCCCAGAGCUCGAGUGUGUAAACCAACACGUGAUGGUCACCAAUCAAUACUCCAUCGACGUCUAUUGUGAGAUGAACGUAACAGUUCAAGAAGUGAUAUUAAAAGGUGUCAAGUCCUUGUGUUCACUUUACAUCAGUGGGGGUCGAAACUCAGCCUUGAAACAAAGAGCCAUACAGUCCAGUAACUACACCGAGGAUCCCUUUGAAUUCAAACAAGCCAGUAACGCUGUAGACGGCGAUACUAGAGCUAUGUAUCUCAACCGCAGUUGUACACAUACAGCAUUAGGAGACCUUGCGCCGACCUGGACUUUGACGUUGGAUGUACCGAUAGUCGCUAAAUUGUUUGUACUCUAUAACAGAUAUGAGGUCAAUGCCACCGUGCACAACCGCUUGCAAAAUUUUGUACUCGAGGCAUAUGACAAGAAUAACAGGACGAUAUUUAUUUAUCAGGACCCGUCAUCUGUUGGUCAGCUUGUUUAUCGUGUACCAAACGUAGACUCCAGGUCAUCAACAUACACUGUCAAAAUUAAAGCCAAAGCUUCAACAAAGGACGGUCUCAUUCUUACCUUGUGUGAGGUGGAGAUUUAUGCAGAAUGUCCAGCUGGUACAUGGGGUCUUGACUGUAAUAAAUCCUGCCCGGACAGUUGCGGCUUGUGCCGUGUUGAAGAUGGCUCCUGUACUACAAUGUGUGCUGGUAAAAGCGACCCUCCAUUCUGUUCUAUAGAAUGUCCUACAAAGCGAUGGGGCGUGAACUGUCUGUCCAACUGCAGUCUCCAUUGUAUCGAUCAGAUGUGUUACCCCUUAAGUGGUGAAUGUAUGAAAGGAUGUUUUGGCUUUCAAAAUCCACCUUUCUGCACUACCAAUUGCGCACCUGGCUAUUGGGGAGAUAACUGUACUCAGUUCUGCAGUAGUCAUUGUGACCAAAUAGCAUGCAAUGGUCAAACCAGAGAAUGUUUUAAAGGUUGCCAGGCAGGAUUUAUGUUGCCAGAUUGUAUACAAGAAUGUAAGAGAGGUUUUUAUGGAAAGAAUUGCUCUCAUCGAUGUUCAGCCAACUGUUUAGGCGGACACUGUAGUCCAACCACUGGUGUAUGCCUAACAUGUGUUUCUGGAUUUCAAGGGCAAUUUUGUGAUCAAGAAUGUACUCCAGGUUUUUGGGGAAGCAAUUGUUCACAGUCAUGCAGUAAUCAUUGUGACCAGGUUAAAUGUAAUGGACAAACCAGCGAAUGUUUACAAGGUUGCCUAGAAGGAUUUCAGCUGCCAAAUUGUACCAUCAAUUGUCAAGAAGGUCGUUAUGGCAAAAAUUGUGCACUGAACUGCUCAACCCAUUGUCUGGAUGGAAAAUGUAACCCAUUUACUGGACAGUGUUUAAAAUGUCAACCUGGAUUUGUUGGUGUCUUCUGUGAAUCUGAGUGUCCAGCUAAAUUCUAUGGUCAAGAUUGUACAAAGAUGUGCAAUGAUUCAUGUGUUGAUCAAUCAUGUCAUCCAAUAACUGGCAGCUGUUAUAAAUGUUUUACUGGAAGAGGUGGACCUCAGUGUGAUGACUGUCCACUAGGAACUUAUGGUGACAAUUGUGCCUUGAACUGUAGCUCUAUUUGUAAACUUGGAACUGGAUGUGAUCCCAUUUAUGGAUCUUGUUAUGAAGGAAACUAAAAUUGAGAAUUGACAUUACCCGUUUUCAAUUUGUCUGCACCAUUGUUUCCUUGUUGACAUCAAGAAUGUCUCAAAUACCCGAUUUCGCCAAAUCAACCUAUAUUUCACAUUGACGUUUUAAAUAUAUAUAUAUAUGUAUGUGUGUGUUUGUGUGUUCAUUACUUACAUGACUUUUUUUAAACACUGUUAACAAUCAGGCGUUGUAGUUAACUGAAUUAGUUCUAAGCUGUUGUUUUUUAAAUAAUUUAUCAUUUGCAUAUAUAACUUAAUAAAUAAUGCAAUAUUUAAAAGCAUAUAACUUUUAUACUUAGGUUAGUCUAAUUGUGUUGUUAUUAGGGUUGCACCAGAGCAGAGCUGCAUCUUCGGCCGGACCAGGCGUCUGAUCUAGCGAUGUGUAGAACUGACCCCUUAUCUGCCUAGUCCAUUGCAUUGAGUUUUUUUAGAUAGACCUGACCACAUUAAACCAGGAGGGAUUAACGUACCGAGCUAAGACACAUGCUGACACUGUCAUGAAGUCACAUAUCCAAUGCCAAUGAUGUGGUUACUUUGAGAUAUAUCUCAAUUAGGGUGUGACCUCUCCAGACAAUGAUCUCAAGGUCAAGACAGACCCAAUAACUGCUGAGGAGGUUACCAUGGCCAUUGCAGUGCUAAAGAAUAACAAAGCACCAGGACUAGACAUGAUAUCAGCAGAAAUGCUAAAAUAUGGGGGACAGUGCAUUGUUAACAGAAUGACUGAUCUCUUAAAUAUCUGUUGGCGAACUUCAAAAGUCCCAGAGGACUGGCAAAAGGGAGUGAUUGUAAAGCUUCCAAAAAAGGGCAACUUGGCAGACUGUAACAACUGGAGGGGCAUUACUCUCCUCUCUGUCCCAGGCAAGGUUUUCAGCACUGAGACGGCUUCAACAGUCUGUAGAUGAAAGGCUCAGAGAAGAACAAGCAGGUUUCCGAAGAGGCAGAUCAUGUACAGAGCAGAUUUUCGUUUUACGAAAUAUCAUAGAACAAAGUCUUGAGUACCAACAACGGCUAACGAUCAGUUUCGUGGACUUCAAAAAAGCGUUUGAUAGUGUCCACCGAGAAUCACUAUGGAAAAUAGUUAGAGAAUACGGUAUACCAGAAAAAUUCGUCCAGAUCCUACGACACCUUUACAGUCAGUCUAGUUGCUGCAUUAAAACAGAAGAGGGAACAACAGAGUUUUUUACAAUCGAGACAGGUGUGAGACAGGGGUGCAUCUUAUCUCCCUUCCUUUUCCUCCUAGCCAUCGACUACAUAAUGAGGAGAGCAAUGAACCAGACUGCCUUUGGUAUUCCAUGGCAUGAACAACUCCGAUUGACGGACUUGGACUUUGCUGAUGAUGUUGCACUACUCGGGGCUACAAAUAAAUGCAUUCAAGAAAUGACGGAGAGCCUAGACAGAGAGGCACCCAAAAUUGGCCUCCGCAUAAACUUGGAUAAGACUAAAAUUAUGCGAGUGGGAUAUAAGGCAAAGGGUGUCCCCGUCAGACUUGGCGAGUCAAAGCUUGAAGAGCUGGACAAGUUCACGUACCUUGGCAGCAUCAUAACAAAUGAUGGAGAAGCUUACCAUGAUGUAGCGUGCCGAAUAGGAAAGGCAGGGAGCAUUUUCCAAAGGCUGCAGCCUAUUUGGACUAGCCAAGCCAUUGGACUCGAGACAAAAAUACACCUUCUCAACACAAUCGUCAUUCCAACUGCUACAUAUGCAUGUGAGACGUGGAAGUCAUCUGUCAAAAUUGAGAAAAGACUAAAUGUGGCUCAACAGAGAUGGCUGAGACGGAUUUUGGGAGUCAGUUACACAGACCGGAUCUCAAACAAGGAAAUCCUUUGCCGAACUGGGAGUCGAACACUUAGUGAGGUUGUGACUGAGCGUCGCAUGAGGUUUGCGGGACAUGUUCUACGUCAAAAUGAAUUACGCACACCAAGAGUUGCGAUAACAUGGAAGCCAAAACGAGGAAAGCGCAAACAGGGACGUCCUCGUAUUACCUGGCGACACACCUUCAUGGAGGACCUCAGAACAGUGGACACCAGAUGGGAAGAGGCUUCAGACAUUGCCAGUGACAGAUCAUUAUGGAGACAGCUUGCCGCCCAAUGCGCCGAACGGCGCGGGAGCACCUAAGUCUAAGUAAGUCUAGGGUGUGACCUAAACACUUUACAUCUCUGGUGUGACCUAAACACUUUACAUCUCUAUGCUUUAUAGUUUCCAGGUUUUGGUUUUGUUGGAAUUUGACGAGUUAGCCCUACCAUUUUUUUAAUUGUAACAUUGUAGACUUUAGACAAGAGUAACGUAAGUUCUAGCCCUUACUGAUUUGUAGGAUCGUUGGUUGAUGUUGUUUAGAUUUGUGCGUAAAACAAUUUGAUUAUUGUGUUAAGUUGUGAGUUACGAAAACAUAUAGGUAUUAAACACGGGUGUUAUGGCAAGAUAAGUGAUGUUCCAGUUGUAAGUAGAGGACCUGGUCAUCUAUAUUUGUGGGUCGUUUAAUGUUGUGUAUUGUUUAUUUAGCUGUUGUAUGUAACCAUUUUUAAUACUGUACCAGAUAAUUUGUUCAUUCUACUCUAAGAACUUCACUAUAGCCGGCUUCAAUGGAUAUCAACCUACGAUAAUUUUAUAAUCUUGGAAUUUAACUAUAUACUCCAUAGUACAAUAACUAAUAAGUACACUUUUAGUUUCUUAAGGUUCAAAUUUGCGUACAUUAGCAUAAAUUAUUAUUUUCUAAAUAAAUAUUAUUGUUGAGUUACUUG
Messenger RNA from Biomphalaria glabrata, 4907 nucleotides. RefSeq lists its product as uncharacterized. The record is from RefSeq and is a predicted model, not a curated record. The transcript has 14 exons. Bases 16 to 2160 code for a protein of 714 amino acids. Gene Ontology annotation, molecular function: scavenger receptor activity. Lineage: Eukaryota; Metazoa; Mollusca; Gastropoda; Planorbidae.